This is a messenger RNA of Cyanistes caeruleus (blue tit), 9851 nucleotides long. The record is from RefSeq and is a predicted model, not a curated record. Lineage: Eukaryota; Metazoa; Chordata; Aves; Passeriformes; Paridae.
AAAAUAUCUAUAAUUUUGUUUUGUUACUUCUUGAGGAAAUGUAAUAUGUGAUUCAAAUGAAGAAGCUCAUGUGUUAUUUUGCAUCUGAGAGAUUAUGGCUUCCAGACCCUGUGUGGGUGAAAGCACAAGCUGAAGUCUUUUCCACCACAGCACUGUCAGACCCCAGCUGUGAGAUACCCGAGUGUGGGAGUAGCUCUGAUAGAUUUAUCAUACCUGUUUUGUUUGGGUUUUAUUUUCAUCCCUCUCAGCUGGUUUAUCUUGCUCUGGCUUCAGCAGGGGCUGGGAACAGAGCUAUUUCUGCAGGGAGAACAUUGAGAAGUGAAGAGGUGCUAUGGGAAGCGUGCUGUGGCUUGUACUUCAGAUCAGAGGAACGCUGUGUGAAGAUUAGAGAAUUAUUUUGUAAUGGGAGAGGGGAAAUUGUCACUGGCUUCCACUCCACUUGUCAGCCUCAGCUUUGUGGUGACAUUUCACACAUGCAAAGCUGAAACAGAGCUAUGAAAUGAGGCCUGAACACACUCAUCCAUUUUCUGGGCUGUGCAACCCUACAAGCACUGCAUGAAAGCUGGAGCCUGGCAUGCUGCAGGUUGGUGUGGCUGUCUGUGCAGCUCCAGUGCCUCUCUGGGGCCCAGGCCACUGACAUCAGGGGAGCCCAAGUAAUUUUAGCUGUGAAUCAGUCCAGAGUUUCCCAGGAACAACCACCCAAGGGUGGUUCCUUCCUUCAGCCUUGCCUCUGUUACAAAUGGUUGGUUUAGGCGGGGUUGUUUGAAGCACACCUGGGUGUCUCUGUUAUUGGGUACGGUUGGGUUUUCUGGCUGCACUGAGCACUCUGCUUCCAAUAUUCCUUCAUGACUUGCACACUAGCCAGCUAGAGUCAAUCUAGUUUGGUAACCCUCUGCAAUGAAACAGUUUCUCAGAGAGGUUUUUUUGCUUUCAAAUUGAAUACCAUCCUUCAGUUACAAAAAGUGGCAGUGUUUGUUCUGUCCCUUCUGUGGAGGCUGGAUUUUUUUUCAAUAGAUUCUUACAUGGUAGCACAAAUGAGAGGUAUUUUAAAAGCUGCUCUCACAGGUAGGUCCUAUUCUGAUGGAGCCAUUCCAGUUGACCUGCAGUGUGCUGAUCAGUAAGAGUGGAUGGAGGGAGCUUACCUUUCUCUCUGCUCAGAAUAAAGCAUUGGAUUGGCAGACUUCAGUGCCAGAAAGGAAUUCAGAGCACCCCCAUCUCAGCACUGAGCUUUCUGUGAGAAUAAAGCUAAUAAAAAGAAACAUUUAAUAAAACUCGAUUUACAGUUUAAUCUUACCUCAUUAGUAGAUAUGUCAGGGAUCUUUCACUGAAGGGUUUUCUACAACAAAUCAGCCUGAGAGGUUAAACAAUUGUAGUGAGAAAGGUUAAAAAAAGCAAUAUGGUAAAUAACUGAGAGAAAGGUAGCCUUUCUUUCGGGAAGUGUUGAAUACAUAUAUAUAUGUACCACUGAUGUCAGCAUUUAUAACAUUACAGGACUGAAAAAGUCUCAGUGUUUUAAUGCUUACUGGUAGGGCUUCCUCCAGUCUGGUUGGUCAUGAGGGAACUUGGGUUUGCAGCUGCCAUACCCACACAUCUAAGAGGAGGCUGGCUUUUAGUGGGGAGAGGAUAACAGGCUCAGCACUGAUUGUGUAAUCCUGCCCUAGAUGCAGGAAAUAAAUGGAAUUAUGGCUGAUCUUUAUUACAUUUAGAAAAUACUAACUCUUAAGACUGUAUGUUCUGGCUGUAAUCCAAAGCUUUUGGUACUGGAGUUAAGCUAAGCUUCAGUGUGCUUUGGCAGCAAGUCCCCACUAACAGUUCCAUGUCCCUUUACUGUCAGUGCAGGCCUGAAACUUCUUAAGAGGAAUGCAGACAUUCUGUGAUACCAUGCUAGAUAUAAUUCAUCUGCCUUCUCAGACAAGGCUAAUGAGUGGUCUUAUGUAAUAUUUGCUUUAUUUAUUUUUAGAAUCAUAGAGUUGUCAGUGAACUCAUAGUAUGGUAUGAUUUUAUAUUAGUUUCUGCCUUAACUUCCAGGUGGAACCUGCUGAGUUGGACUGCUAAGUGGGCAUUAUUGUUUGCUUAUAUUGUUAUUUUCUAUAGGAAAACAGUACGUAAAUCCUUUCAGCCUUUAUUAAAUUUCACUUUAAAGUCAUAAUGUCAUCACUUUUUAACUAGGUACAAACAGUAGCUAUACAGGUAGCAUGCAAAUUGUAUAUAGUGGUGUGGAGUUUGUGUGGGGUGUGUAAGAAGUUUGUUGUUGGAGUUUACAUUGCACAGUUAUAAGGAUAAUAAAAUUCAUGUCAUAUGAUGUGUAAUGUGGUGGUAUGAGGCAAAGAUGUCUGUAACUGUAACCUCUCAUCCUUCAUUCACAGUUUAAGCAGUGACUAAACCAGCUUUUUCCCUUUCCAUUGUUAUAAACUCCUUUUGUGAUGGAUCCAACAUUACUCUUGUUACUUUAGUGCAACAGCUCAGACAUUGCUGUUUGUGAACAUCAGUAGCAAACAUAACCACGAUUAAUAUGGUGCUUUCUUUUCUCUCCAAGAAGAGACCUACAUAUCAGAGUUGGCACUCAUGAUUGAUUUUAAAUUGUAAAGUCAGUUUUCAGAUCUCUCCCUCGCCCCCUCGCCCCCUCUCUCUCUCCCUUUUUCAUUUUUAUUGCUUGCUUUCCUCUCUUUUAUUGCAGGUGGGAUUGGGCAUUCCCCUGAAAAUGCCAUAAAUUUGAACUCAAACCCUGCUCACCUAGGGUACUGACAAUUAGCAAGAAACAAGGACCCUUAGGUGAAGUAUUUCCUGCAGACUUACCUGUCUGUGCUUGGGAGUGGCACAGCUUGUUCCAGGCCACGUGGUAGGGUUGCAGAAAGAUGGGGUCUGUAUUGCUUUUCAGCUGAUGCAGUGCAGCAGUGUAAAUAAGUUUGUGCUUGUUUCUUUCAUUUGAUUUUUUUCUCUGACUUCACCUCCUGGUCUUUGGGAUGGAGUAAAGAGGAAUGUGGGGGUGGCUGACUCCCUUUCCCUCAUGCAGAAUAUUGGUGCUGGUAUGGGAAUGUAGAAGAUAUGGGAACAGCCUGAAUUUUUAACUUCCCAUAGCCAACGAUUUCUGGGUUAACUGUGCUGCCUAGCUGAUGGAGCUGAUGCAACAGGGUGUACUACUAAGCUUUCUCAGGCUUGGACUCCUCACAGUUUGCAAUGUUCCCUCUUUUUUGCCCCUGUCUGGGUCUUGGGAUCUUCAGAGUUUGCAAGCAGACUUUGGUUUGUUCUUUUGAAAACCAUUGAGUGCUUAGAUUCUGUGUCACUAAGCAGAAUAGAAGUAUUUGGAAAAUAUAUGUAGUUUGUGACUGAAAAUUCACCAUGCUGCUCGUGUCUACCAUCCUGGCAGUUUCUCUUGCUCCAGAAACAAACAUUACAUGAAUAAUCCACAUGAUUUUCUUUUUCUGCAUGCAGGUCAGCUUUGGAGGUAGUUGUUGCUGGUUACAAGGAGAUUUUCAGACAUUCACAAAACCAGAUAUGCCUUUGUGGUCUCAGUGGUGGUGUAAGCCAUGAAGUUGUGUUGCAGAUGUGGUGUGUGUUCAGUUUUGCUUUCAUUUUAAAGGUCUGUGCUUGCUGAGGUGCGAGAUGUCUGCCCUGAGGCUGGUCUCUAACAGAACCUCCCAGCAGGCCCUGUCUAACUCUGAUUACACCUGGGACUACGAGUACUAUGAGUAUGGACCAGUGUCAUUUGAAGGCCUGAAGGCUCAUAAGUUGUGGAAGAUAUUUCCCAUUGGGAGCAUGAUUAACAGCUGGAGUCAAGCACAAGAUUCCAUUGUGAUUGGAUUUUGGGUUGGUCUUGCAGUUUUUGUCAUCUUCAUGUUUUUUGUCCUGACCCUGCUGACGAAGACAGGAGCACCACAUCAAGACAAUGCAGAACUUUCUGAAAAAAGAUUUCGAAUGAACAGCUUUGUGGCAGAUUUUGGGAGAUCUUUGGAGUCUGAGAGGGUCUUUUCUCACCAAAUGGUUGAAGAAUCCCAGUCACUUUUCCAUUUCUGCAUUAAUGAAGUGGACCAUAUGAACAAAGAAAAAGAGAGUCAGAAAGGUCCAAGUCUGGAGAGUAAUACUCACUUCCAGGAGGUUCCCAAAAGCAGUGGAACAUUUGAGGAAGACCUACAUUGUCUUACAAAAUUUAACAUUCCUAACUUUGUGAACACUGAGCAGAACUCUUCACUAGGUGAAGAUGAUCUCCUCAUCUCAGAGCCACCAAUCAUUUUAUAAAGCAAACUGGUUAUGCAAUCUUCGGAUGCUUUAUUGAAAAAAUAUUUUACUUUAAGGUAAACAUUCCCAUUAUUGUCCAGUUUGAAGCCUUUCUUGGCCUCCUUGCUCUUCUGACAGAAGGUAAUUCAGACAUAUGCUUUUUAUUGUAUGCAGGACUGGCUGUACUGAUAGAACUGUUUAGCCAAGAAGUAAGACAUUGAAUGCUUUAUUCUGAUGCCUUCUGUGAUCUAAAACUUCUGCUCAGUAUUAUUUUUGCUUUUUUAUUUAUUUUUUGUUUCUUUCUUGUAUUGUUCUUAAUUUUUAAAUGACUACUUAUGACCAGCUUCUGAGAGAUAAUAAUUUACAUGGACUGUGAAGGCUGGAGCCUGGCAUUGGGAGGUCUAUGAAAAUUCAUUGGCCAAGAAAAGUGCAAAUCUCAAAGACUGAAGAAAGGAAUAAACAGCCCCUGGGGAGGUUCUGUAGUUUCUGCUACUCCCAAUAAGGAUGCCUGAAGCUGAGCAGCACAAUAAGUAUCUGCUUGGGACUAACUUCAAUUUCUGACCCCUAACUGCUUUUUGGCGCAGGUUAAACCAAAUUUACAAAGCUGCCAGAGGGAAUACCUUGGAAAUGAAAUAGUUUGGUUACAGUGUUUACAAAAUGCUAUCACUACCUGCUGCUGAGUAAAAGCAAACUGGUGCCUGUAAUUAUACGUCAGAAUGACACCUCAGCAGCUGACCCAUGAUGACAUGGAAUUUGUAUUCUACACACUAGCACAAACUGUGAUUUGAUUCUUUUUUUUUUUUUUCCCUGUUAAUUGAUGAUAUGAACUUCCAGUUCAGUAAUUAUAGGAUUCAGUAGUUAAAUCACAGGAAAUAAGGAAAAAACCUAUUUUUCUUUUGCCAAUAAAGUUACUACAUGCAGAUGGUGGUGGUGGUGAUAUGUUAAGCUGGUGUUAUGUGCUGCUAAUAGGCUGAACCUUCCUAUGCUUUUUGCCUUUAUAAAAGAUAAUUUACUCAUUGGCCAGUAAAGUGCUAGCAGGCUUGGAGCUGAGAGAACCAACUCCACAAGUAUAGAUAGCUAAGCUGUGCUUGCUCCAUCUUUUGUACUCAAUUUGGGACAGUGCUGCAACCCCAGCUGUCCUCCCAGUAAAAGAUUUGGUAAGGAUUUGAAUAGGUAUACUUUCAACCUUUAUUUUCUAGAGAUGGAAUUAAGUUCUGAACCUUUGAGAGUAUUUAAAAUUGUAUUUCAGUUGUCUUCUAAGGAUGGCAACUAAUGAUUAAAUGGUUUUAGAGCAAGCAUAUAAGAUGCAGAGGUAUCAGGUUCAAACCCUUUACUGGAUUUCAAGUAUGCUCUGCAGGAAGUUCUUAAUUGAGAUGAAAAGAGUGAAUUCCAGACACUGUGCCUAACUGCAUUUUCUUGAAAUUGUUGUGCUUUGUAUCAAACACAUCUGUGUUUGAGGUUAGAGACUUGCUGAUACAUUCUUCAGUCAAUGCUGAUUAAUUCAUCCCUUCUUCACCUUACAAAUAGAAAAAAGAAUACAAACUGUGUAGGAAGAGUGCAGGAAACAUCUUUUAUGCCCUCAUUACACACCACUUACACACUAAAUUCCUAUUUUCAAAUGUAAUUCUUGCAGGACUUGCUGGUGUUUAAAGCAACAGGAUUACACUUAAAACAAAGCAGAGACUAUUUAAAACUAGCAGGUUAUUUUUGAAAAUAGUUCCCAGAGGAGACUGAAAUGAAUGAGCACAGUUCCAGUAAAAUAUUUCAGGUGCAGAAAAGGCCUUCUUUCACAGGAACUACGUAACAACAAGUAUGAAGGCUGACUUUUCUUAAAUUUGGGAAAUCUGUCUCUGAAUAUGGCAUCUACUUUCUGCUGAGGCACCUCAAUAACUAUUAACUCUCUGAUGUUUAAACUUUGAAGCUCAAUAUUGCUCUUAAUAGCAUGUGGGACUUGUACUAAAUGGGGUUUUUAUAGCUGAUUUCUGGAUGAGUGAGUUGCCUUCAGUACUGUUUGUGCUAUUAUUUUUAUUUUUUUCUUUGCUGUGCUUGAAAACAGCAAUGCUGCUUGAGGGAAGGGCAAAUCUAUGUUGAAUCCAUCUCCUUUGCAUCUGAGAAAUGAAGGGUACUUUAAAGGCAUUUAAAACUAUGUUUCAUAGAUCAUUUAGGUUGGAAAAAGACCUUUAAGAUCAUUAAGUCCAACCAUUAACUCAGCACUGCCAAGUCCCCCUCUAAAUCACCUUCCCCUGUGCCACAUGGCUUUUUUUAAAAAAAAUAAAACACAACACUUUUUUCUUUUCCCAUUCUUGAGUGGGUGACCCCACUGCUUUCCUGGGCAGUCUGUUCCCGUGCUCCAGAACCCCUUUGUGGGAAAAAAAAAAAUCUCAGAAGUUUUAGAAGUUUCAAAAUAAUGCAGAUGGGGUUUUAGAAAAAGAAGAUGCUGCUACUCCCUGUAAGUUAGCCUAUGCUUUUCUUCUGCUACCUUAAAUCUCAGUGGCUUUUCUUUGGGAAUAUGAACUACUACUUAGGGGAGAAAAAGGAAGAAUUUUGUGUAUGGAUACUGGCAAUAAUGCCUAAAUGUAAGGUACUUAAUAACAUGAGCCAGAGCUGAUGACAACUUAACUUAUAACAUUUGAAUUGCAUAGUUAAUAUCCUUCUGCCACAUGUAUUAAUAAUGUAAAGCUAUUUAAGUGUUUGGUUUCUGCUUCUGUUCUUUCCUGAUGAUGUUUCUACUUUUUUCAUCUUAUCUCCCUUCUAUAUUUAAAGUCCUUCAUGCUGCUUCUCUCAGAAAAAUAACCUGUCAGUUCCUGCUGUAGAGCUCCCACACCACUUCACAGACACUUCAGUGGCAGCAAGUCUGAUUCAGAUUUUUUGCUCUGCCUCUGCCUUAGAGCCAAAGGCAAAUGCAGAAUCAUUCUGCAGUCUCAAAACCAGCUAUUUUAAAGCUGUCCUUCCUUCCUUUUUAUUUUCCUUUUUAAGAAUAACAGACAUAUUUUGCCUCAGGGGAAAGGGCAAUAUAUAACCUGUUUAAAAAAAAAUCAUCUUUUCUCAGAAGAUAAACACAUUGGUGCACUAGAAACAGAAUAGAAAGUGUUCUGAUCAGAGUAGUCUUCAAAAUGAGUACCUGGAAUUUCAAGGUGUUUGAAAAUUGAAUUUUUUUGAGUUUUCUUAGUGCUUGGCCUCAAGCCUCUUCUCAAAACUCAGUAUAAAUGCAUCACCUGCAGCAGAUUUAACUGCAGAGCUCCUCUAAACCAGCUACAUGUUUUUUCACCUAAACAUGUCUUGUAUUCUGUAAGACCUUAUUAAGUCAAGUUAUUUAUCCCUGUUUUAAAGGUAAAUACUUGCAAAAUGCUCCUCUGUGUAAAUAAAUUUUAGUUAUAUCUUUAAAAAACAAAAGGCAAAACCCCAAAACCUAUAAUGUAAAUCAGUAAAUGCCUGCUCAUAGAGAAGAGAAUGGUAAAACUGUGAUCAUCUACAAUCAAGGUGAAGUAAAAGAGGUAUAUUUGUCAUGAAAUUAAGUAUGCACCUUGACCUUGAAUACUGUAACACUGACAUUUUUUGCCACUUUUUAGCCUUGGAUAUUGACAGGUAGCAAGGACAGCAGAGAAGAACCUUCUAGCAACACGUUCUCCAACGAACUGGCUGAGAACUGACUGUACAAAUUGUAAAAAGUGAAUUAACUACAUGAACAUUAGGGUAGCCCUCUCCUAAUGACUGCAGGAUCAUACAUGGGAGAGGGUUUCCAGUGACCAGAAAUGAUUCCUCUAGGAUUCCUGUCCUAGGAAUCCCUAUCUAGGACCUGGCCUUUCUGGGAACACAAGGGCUGCAGUAGUUGAAAAAACAUCUCUCACUUCAGGUCACACACUUUUAAUACAGGGUUACAUAAAUAGCAAAUUGUACAGGAAAUAAAUUAGUUGAAAUAAUUCAGUUUUUAUCCUUUUCAUGUGCAGAACAGAUCCAAAUCAAGAAAAUGCAUAAUAUUUACACAUAGCUGAUAUUUUAUACACAAAGCAUUUUUAUAUUUACACGUUUUAUGAAUAAAGACUAAUACUUUUUUAGAUGGGGACAGAAUAGAAAUACUGAAAAUACCUGGACAAGGAAUAACCAAGCUUACCAUAUUAACUGGCAAUGUCCAUCCUUUUUUAAUUACUAUAUAUAUAUAAUAUGUAUGUGUAUACAGGCUCAUUUUAUGUUUGUGUGUAGGUCAAAAAGAAAAAUCCUUGCACUUCAGCACUAUGUCCAUAUGGUAUAAUUUGUUAUACUCUUUUGUUUUUUAUACAUGCUAAGCCACAUGCUUGUAUGAGAGAAAAUGCACAUUUACUGCUGGUCCCUGAAGAACACAAUAUGUAAACACACACACACAGGCACAGACCUGAACUGUUUCACAUCUGACUUAAACACUAGUUUCAACCAAUACUGCAGGUCCUCAGGGACCUAAGGAGUACAUUCUAGCUUUCAUCUUCUGUUUGCCCUAAAUAAGUACAUUUGAUUGAGAUACAACCUCAAUAUAUGUGCUUCAGAAUUCUUAAGGGCUUGUAGCCAGCAAAACUUCAAACUAAUAAUGUACUGAUUUAUUGGGAAAGCAUUCCUUCCAGCCACCAAAUAGCCAUCAUCAUCUAUUUUGAAUUUUUAUUUUUAGUUGCUGCUUCUUCCUUUUAGCAGCAGGUUUUUCAUACAUUUUAAGUGUAAUAGCCAUGCUCAUCAUCUUCCCCCAGUCUCCUCUCUGGAGCUGUGCAGUUCCUAUGGCUUCAGAGGUUCCUAGGGCUACAUUUCCUGGAGUGAUGAUUCUUCUUUCCCUCCACUGGGUCCAUCUCUUUCUUCAAAGAAGAGCCUAAAAGCGUAGCACUCUAAGGUACAGAUAUGUGCUGCAGUAGGAAUUGCUCCUAUGUACCUGCUCUACAGCAUAGGUGUGUAACUAGGUCUGGGGAGAGGGAGAAGGCAACAGCCACCAACAUUCAGUGUGUUACCUGCCAUGAUGCCUGUCAGCUCAGCAGAAAGUUACCUCCAUGUUCGGUAUUUUGGUCUGGCUUUUGGCUGGGUGGUGGUUCUGGUUUUUUGUUUUUGGUGGUGUGGUCUUGUUUUGUUUUCAUUUUGUUUUCAUUUUGUUUUUGUUUCCCUGGCCCCUUUCCUAACUUGCUCAAUAUUUUAACUCUAAAUUUUCCCACCUACACAUCCCUCAAGUCUGAGCUUUAGCACACUGUAAUUACACCUGACUGGUCUCUAUCUGUCAAGAUCACCUACAGAGGUGCUUACUAUGUCAGAUCCUGAACAGCCCAUUGUAAAAACCUUAUCAGUACAGCCUUCCCUUUAAAAAGGGACACCAAUAACUACUCUCACACUGUAUUUUAUAGGUUUUUUUCUGUAUCUGCCCUGUAAGAAUUCAGCUAGACCCACUCUGCCAUCAUUACCAGCACAAUAGGAAUUAUGUGAAAAGGAAACAAAGAACAGCUUGAAUCUAAGCACCAGCAGGGACUGCCUGCCCUGCUCCAGCCCUCCAAUAAUUCAUUAAAGUGGAAAGAGGUCUUAAAGGUAAGUGAAUGAAUAUUAUAUGGAUUGGAGGGAGACAAGCAAAUAUUGGAAAAAGACAGUUUUCCUGCACUAUGGAAUGAAAUGCAUUUAUGCUAUAAACUAAACAUAAA